CCAGGCCCCUGCCUCCCCAGAACAGAGGAGAGACCACAGCUGUGCCUGGUGAAGCAGCUUUCAUCGGUAUAUCUGUUCCCAAAAGACAUUGAUGCUACCUCCAGGUUUCAGUGGAAGCUCUCCCCUCUAUUAGUCAUUCCUGCAUGUUUCUGCCAGUCACAUCCAGAUGAAUCCUUUUUUGUCCUGGAAUAGAUGAGCAGUCACGCAGAUGAGUUCCCUUUGACUGAACAUAGCACUCGGUAGGGAACAAGUCAAUGGUGUGAUGCUCUUUUUCAGGAAUGCAGAGCUACAUUUCACCUCUGUUUCCCGUUUUUGGGACUGAAGAGACUCCAACAUGCGAUCAAUAAGCACCUUGGUGGCAGAGCCGAGCUGAAGCCUGAAGAGCUCCAGAUGGACAUUUGCAGACACCUUGCCAAAGAAAAUGCAGAACUGCUGGAGAACUUGUACAGCACAACCAUCGCGUCCUUCAGUAGCAGCUGGGAAGGGAUCCGGGCAGGUGCCGCCAACUUAGCUGGCAUCAUCCUGGAACACACAGACACUCAGCGUAUGAAAUGGCUGGACCUGGAACAUCUGCUGAUGUCUCUCCAGGUCCUAGAGAAAGACCCAAGUCCCACUGUCCAGCUGGUGGCAACUGAGCUCAUAAGUGACAUCUGUCCUGGCCGAGCGCUUGGCGAAUGAAGCAGAACGGAGACCAACAGAACAAGGCGCUCCAGUGGUAUAAGGGCCCUACCAUCAAUCAAAUGUUAACCUCACCCCUUGACCCCGGCAGCAAGAUGUGUCAUGUGACCCCUCUAAGAACUCCUCCCACUGCCAUCUACCGAUCAGGGUGGGUUUCGCCCCAAUAGGAAUGCCCCGAGGGAAGACUUGACCAAUCAAGGGGAGUUCC
Mauremys reevesii (Reeves's turtle) is the source of this 886-nucleotide messenger RNA. Its product is annotated as maestro heat-like repeat-containing protein family member 1. NCBI's taxonomy places the organism in Eukaryota, Metazoa, Chordata, Testudines, Geoemydidae. The record is from RefSeq and is a predicted model, not a curated record. The transcript has 4 exons. The coding region runs from base 391 to 678 and encodes 95 amino acids.